Rattus norvegicus (Norway rat) is the source of this 3140-nucleotide messenger RNA. RefSeq names its product lysine demethylase 1A (gene Kdm1a). Gene Ontology annotation, cellular component: chromosome; chromatin; nucleus. NCBI's taxonomy places the organism in Eukaryota, Metazoa, Chordata, Mammalia, Rodentia, Muridae. Gene Ontology annotation, molecular function: FAD-dependent H3K4me/H3K4me3 demethylase activity; histone H3K9me/H3K9me2 demethylase activity; flavin adenine dinucleotide binding. Gene Ontology annotation, biological process: regulation of DNA-templated transcription; positive regulation of transcription by RNA polymerase II; forebrain development. The record is from RefSeq and is a predicted model, not a curated record.
GGCGGACUCCCAAUCGCAGGGGGCGCUCUAGAUCAGCCUCGCGCUCGAUGCUGAGGCUCCGCUCUAGCCUCCGGGACGCUGCUCUAUGGUCUUGAGCAGGGGGACAAGCUGCUGCUUUUUGUCCUGACGCGGCGAGAGCGCGCAGGGCGCGUGCGCACGCGGAGGUGCUCGGUUUCGCGCGGACCGUGUGAGGUUCGGAGCGGAGAGGCGAGAGGCGGCUGCGGACCCACGGAGCGGCAGACCGAGCGGCCCCUGCGGCCCGCGGCGGCCAGGCGGCCCGAGAUGUUGUCUGGGAAGAAGGCGGCGGCGGCGGCAGCGGCGGCGGCGGCAGCAGCGGCUGGGACAGAGGCCGGGCCCGGGGCGGCGGGCGGCGCCGAGAACGGCUCUGAGGUGGCCGCGCCGCCCGCGGGCCUGGCGGGCCCCGCCGACAUUGCUACGGGGGCGGCGGGCGAGCGCACUCCCCGAAAGAAGGAGCCUCCGCGGGCCUCGCCGCCCGGAGGCCUGGCCGAGCCGCCUGGGUCCGCCGGGCCUCAGGCGGGGCCCACAGCCGGGCCCGGCUCCGCUACACCCAUGGAGACAGGAAUAGCCGAGACCCCGGAGGGCCGACGGACCAGCCGACGCAAGCGGGCGAAGGUAGAAUACAGAGAAAUGGAUGAAAGCUUGGCCAACCUCUCAGAAGAUGAAUAUUAUUCAGAAGAAGAAAGAAAUGCCAAAGCAGAGAAGGAGAAGAAGCUUCCCCCGCCACCUCCUCAAGCCCCACCUGAGGAGGAAAAUGAAAGUGAGCCCGAGGAGCCGUCUGGUGUGGAGGGUGCAGCUUUCCAAAGCAGACUUCCCCAUGACCGAAUGACCUCUCAGGAAGCAGCGUGUUUCCCAGACAUCAUCAGUGGGCCUCAGCAGACACAGAAGGUUUUUCUGUUCAUCAGGAAUCGCACAUUGCAGUUAUGGUUGGACAACCCAAAGAUUCAGCUGACAUUUGAAGCUACGCUCCAGCAGUUAGAAGCACCUUAUAACAGUGACACUGUACUUGUCCACCGAGUUCAUAGUUACUUAGAGCGCCACGGUCUUAUCAACUUCGGCAUCUACAAGAGGAUAAAACCUUUACCAAUUAAAAAGACAGGAAAGGUGAUUAUUAUAGGCUCAGGUGUUUCUGGCUUGGCAGCAGCUCGACAACUACAGAGUUUUGGGAUGGAUGUCACACUUCUGGAAGCCAGGGAUCGUGUAGGUGGACGGGUCGCUACAUUUCGAAAAGGAAACUAUGUAGCUGAUCUUGGAGCCAUGGUAGUAACAGGUCUUGGAGGAAAUCCCAUGGCUGUCGUCAGCAAACAAGUAAAUAUGGAACUGGCCAAGAUCAAGCAAAAAUGCCCACUUUAUGAAGCCAAUGGACAAGCUGUUCCAAAAGAGAAAGAUGAAAUGGUAGAACAAGAAUUUAACCGGUUGCUUGAAGCCACCUCUUACCUUAGUCAUCAGUUAGACUUCAACGUCCUCAAUAAUAAACCUGUGUCCCUUGGCCAGGCGUUGGAGGUUGUCAUUCAGCUACAAGAAAAGCACGUCAAAGAUGAGCAGAUUGAACACUGGAAGAAGAUAGUGAAAACUCAGGAGGAAUUGAAAGAGCUUCUCAAUAAGAUGGUAAACUUGAAGGAGAAAAUUAAAGAGCUCCACCAGCAAUACAAAGAAGCUUCAGAAGUGAAGCCGCCCAGAGAUAUUACAGCUGAGUUCCUAGUGAAAAGCAAGCACAGGGACCUGACUGCCCUCUGCAAGGAAUAUGAUGAAUUAGCUGAAACACAAGGAAAGCUAGAAGAAAAACUUCAAGAAUUGGAAGCCAAUCCCCCAAGUGAUGUAUAUCUCUCAUCAAGAGACAGACAAAUACUUGACUGGCAUUUUGCAAAUCUUGAAUUUGCCAACGCCACACCUCUCUCUACCCUCUCUCUUAAACAUUGGGAUCAGGAUGAUGACUUCGAGUUUACUGGCAGCCACCUGACAGUGAGGAAUGGCUACUCGUGUGUGCCUGUGGCUUUAGCUGAAGGUUUGGACAUUAAACUGAACACAGCAGUGCGGCAGGUUCGCUACACAGCCUCAGGAUGUGAAGUGAUUGCUGUGAACACACGCUCCACAAGUCAGACCUUCAUUUAUAAGUGUGACGCAGUGCUCUGUACCCUUCCUUUGGGAGUGCUGAAGCAGCAGCCACCAGCUGUUCAGUUUGUGCCGCCUCUUCCUGAGUGGAAAACAUCCGCAGUCCAAAGGAUGGGAUUUGGCAACCUUAACAAGGUGGUGCUAUGUUUUGACCGUGUGUUCUGGGAUCCAAGUGUCAAUUUGUUUGGGCACGUUGGCAGUACAACUGCUAGCAGGGGCGAGCUCUUCCUCUUCUGGAACUUAUAUAAAGCUCCAAUACUCUUGGCUCUGGUAGCAGGCGAAGCUGCUGGCAUUAUGGAGAACAUUAGUGAUGAUGUGAUUGUCGGCCGGUGCCUGGCCAUUCUCAAAGGGAUUUUUGGCAGCAGUGCAGUACCACAGCCCAAGGAAACUGUGGUGUCUCGUUGGCGUGCUGAUCCCUGGGCCCGGGGCUCCUAUUCUUAUGUGGCUGCAGGAUCUUCUGGAAAUGACUAUGAUUUAAUGGCUCAGCCAAUCACUCCUGGUCCCUCAAUUCCAGGUGCCCCACAGCCAAUUCCAAGACUCUUCUUUGCUGGAGAACAUACAAUCCGCAACUACCCAGCUACGGUCCAUGGUGCUCUGCUGAGUGGGCUUCGAGAAGCAGGAAGGAUUGCCGACCAGUUUUUGGGAGCCAUGUACACGUUGCCUCGUCAGGCCACACCGGGUGUCCCUGCACAGCAGUCCCCAAGUAUGUGAGACAAAUGGUUCUGAAAAAGAGGUCUAACGGACAUGCCAGCUGCCAUUGUAAGCAAGCUCCUCUAGCAAUACUAGAUCCGACUCCCAUGUCAUCAGCUGCUGGGACUCCGAGUUUGACAGCAGAGGCUGGCUCCUUUGGCUGACAGCACAGAGAGGAACUCACCCAUUGACUUAGAAGUGCAGCUCCAUAAAGACUUGAGAAGCAGGUGGUGUAAGAUAACCUCUUAGUCUAUUUGGUGUUUGUUUUGUUUUUUUAAUAUAUUUUGAGAAUAAAACUUUAAAAUAAUUUUAUAUGAAAA